AUGCGAGAAUCAUAUCUGAGCUAUCCAGUUUCAGAACCUGAAAAAACCGAAGAUAUUCCACCGCCUAUACAACUCGAUAAGUCUGUGGGUGAAUACUUCAAACGAAUAAAAUUAUCAUUGGGGUUAGAUAUGGAUGAUGAAAAGAUUAAAGAAAAAUUUAUCAAUGGUUUGUCACCGGAGAAUCAAAUAAAUGCGAUCCGAUUUGGGAUUAAGGAGCCUAUAAAUAAAAUAAGUGAGCAUUUAAAAUUUAUCUCAACCGGGCCUACCGAUAUUCAAAAAUUCCGAUUUGGGGAAUUGGAGCAAGGAAACGAAUCAGUAAUGGAGUAUUUUGCAAAAGUAGAAAAAUGUG
Molecule: messenger RNA, 349 nt
Organism: Paraglomus brasilianum
Lineage: Eukaryota; Fungi; Glomeromycota; Glomeromycetes; Paraglomerales; Paraglomeraceae
Source: the annotation of a GenBank genome assembly